UGCAUGAUAGGGAACUGACACCGCCGGUGGAGGGCACUCAGUAAUACAGCUCAAGCUACGGCGUCUCGGUUUGGACAAAAAGUGUCGUUUCCAGUCCAUCAAUGACGAUGGGUGACACGAUUUUUGAAGAAUUAGAAGAUUUGAUGCAUUUUUCUGUCGCCGAUUUGCCCGCUCGUGGAUAUGCAGUGAUGGAGGAGAUCCGACGACAAGGGAAACUUUGUGACGUUACCCUAAAAGUAGGAGAGCACAAAUUCAGUGCUCACCGAAUAGUCCUUGCUGCUUCUAUUCCGUACUUUCAUGCCAUGUUCACCAAUGACAUGGUGGAAUGCAAACAGGAUGAGAUCGUCAUGCAGGGCAUGGACCCCAGUGCACUUGAAGCCCUAAUAAACUUUGCCUACAACGGACACAUAGCCAUAGACCAACAAAACGUCCAGGCCCUCCUGAUAGGGGCCAGUUUCCUGCAGCUUCAAAAUGUCAAAGAUGCCUGCUGCUCUUUUUUACAACAGAGGUUGCAUCCAAAGAACUGUCUUGGUGUACGGCAGUUUGCAGAAACUAUGAUGUGCACCACGCUUUAUGAUUCAGCCAACAGCUUUGUUCACCAGCACUUUGUUGAGGUAUCCAUGUCCGAGGAGUUCCUGACCCUUCGGCUGGAGGAGGUGCUUGAGCUUGUGGGCUGUGAUGAGCUCAACGUCCAAGCAGAGGAGCAGGUGUUUGAGGCCGUACUUGCUUGGGUACGGCAUUCACGUGAAGACCGGGAGUUACGGUUACCAGAGUUAAUGUCUAAAACCCGUCUGCCUCUAUGUCGACCACAGUUCCUUGCUGACCGAGUCCAACAAGAUGAGCUUGUACGCUGCUGCCACAAAUGCAGGGACCUUGUCGAUGAGGCGAAAGAUUACCAUCUGAUGCCAGAGCGAAGGCCACAUCUCCCAGCCUACAAGACCCGACAGAGAUGUUGCACAUCCAUCGCUGGCUUAAUCUAUGCGGUUGGGGGUCUCAAUAGUGCUGGUGACUCCUUAAAUGUCGUGGAAGUAUUUGAUCCAAUUGGAAACUGUUGGGAGCGAUGCCAACCUAUGAGCACAGCCCGCAGUCGAGUGGGUGUUGCUGUCGUGAAUGGGCUGCUUUAUGCCAUUGGUGGUUACGACGGUCAAUCACGGCUUAGAACUGUAGAAGUUUACAACCCAGAAACUGACACGUGGACCAAAGUUGCGAGCAUGAAUACUCAACGCAGUGCAAUGGGAACUGUCGUAGUUGAUGGGCAUAUAUAUGUGUGUGGUGGAUAUGAUGGCAAAUCUUCUCUGAAUUCAGUUGAGUGCUAUUCUCCAGAGACUGACAGAUGGACAAUAGUUACAGAAAUGAGCGCAAGCCGCAGUGCUGCUGGUGUUACUGUAUUUGAAGGCAGAAUAUAUGUUUCAGGUGGUCAUGAUGGUCUACAGAUCUUCAACACGGUGGAGUACUACAACCAUCAUACAGCAUUAUGGCAUCCUGUCGCUCCCAUGAUAAACAAGCGCUGUCGGCAUGGCGCUGCAGCCUUGGGCAGCAAUCUGUAUGUGGCAGGAGGUUACGACGGCUCUGCGUUCCUCAGUGGAGCAGAAGUGUACAGCUCAGUAGCAGAUCAGUGGAGUCACUUAGUGGCCAUGAACACUCGACGCAGCCGCAUUUCUCUGGUGGCCAAUUGUGGUCGACUCUAUGCAGUGGGAGGUUAUGAUGGACAGUCCAAUCUCAGCUCUUUGGAAAUGUAUGACCCAGAAACGAACCGUUGGACGUUUAUGGCACCGAUGGUUUGCCAUGAAGGCGGGGUAGGGGUGGGCUGUAUUCCCUUACAGCCCGCCUAACGCCACAGUCUCCCUCAGCUCAUAAGGACAUUUUAAUUAUUUAAAAAAAACAAACAGGUUUUUGUACUGUGUGGUCUAACAAAAUGCAUUCAUGACCCUUGGUUCACAUGUUUGUAUCAGAGGUACUAUUAUUCAGGCUUUUUUUUUAAAAAGCCUAACGCAGAUAUGCCAGUACACCUUUAAUGGUGACGUAAUCCUGUUUUUUUGUUUUGACAACCAAAUGUAGACUUCAUACACACUUUGAAAACAUUUACAGGAAAUGGGGCACACUUCUGUUAAAAAGCACACUUUUGCACUGUUAUCAGAUAGUGUGUAUUGUGGGCCCAUUAAAGUGUCAGUUGUUGGGGAAUAUCAUCAUAUAUACAUAUAAAUUUGUAAUUUUAUUCCUCUAAACUGGAAGCCAAUUGAGAUUUCUAGACAGGUGAAAGUUAACCACUGUUAACCCAUGCCAUAAUUGGGAGAGUAUAAUCAAGAAGGUAUGAUUAAUAAGGAUAAACUUGUUUUUAAUUAUGUUUUAUCAAGAAUCUGUCUUACUUAGAAGUACUAAUUGUAUUUUAUUUGGGAUAUUAAUGGAAAGGUAAUGUGAGCAACUGACCUCUUAUGUGUCUCUGCAAAACAUCUGCUAGAUGUGCCAUGAAUUUACACUUUACAUGGGACUGUAUUUUGAUUUCACCACUUUAUUGACUUGAAUUCUCUUAAAUUUGAAAGAAAACGUCAAUUUUUUUUCAAUUUGGGGAUGACCAAUCACCAGCUCUGUAUCCUGUAUGGAUGGGUUGUGGUGCACCCAUCCAAUCCCAUAUCUUACUCUUUAAUUUGUCCUUUGUGUUUUUGAGAACCAGCACACAUACCAGGGAGAGUGAAACUGACGUAGGACUCUUGUCAGAUAUGUGCUUUCAGGAUUAUUCACUUUAGUGGCUUCACAUCCUCUUAUUGAACUAUGAGUGUUGAAGAUUUAAAUGGAACAUUCCCUCAUGUUUUGUGCAAAAAAUAUCCAAAUUAUGUUUUAUGACUGUAUAGACAUAUAUACGUUUUCAACUCUAUGCUUUUAAUUUCAAAUAACAUCUGAAAUUAGGAUUACUGACUGUGAAUUUUUAACACGGUUUAUAUUUUUCUUCUCAUACUGCAUUUGUCUGCUGAUUAUAUUUUAUGAUUUAUUUUGUAUUAACUUCCAAUUGUGAUGCAGUAUUUCUACUUUUAAUUUAUUAUUAGCUGUACUUUUUCCUCUUUUUAUAGCAUUGCACAUGUUUGUCACAUAAAUGAGAAUCAAGUUUACGUUUUACAGAAAUCUAAUAUAUAUAUAUGGAUCACAUCUCUGUAUGUGUUUGAAUAUAUUCCUCGGCUACCUCCGUUUGAGAUGGGAGAGCUCAACAGGGACAAGCAUCGAGUCUGCCGCCCUGUUACCUUUUAAAACAUUUCCAUUAAACCCGAAGGAACGGCAUUAACUGAGAUCUUUUGUGUGGGACUAAAAUAUUCUUUUUCACGUAAUUCCUAAAUGUCUUAAAUAAACAUUGAUUUUAAGGACACAAUGCUGCCCUGUGCCGUAAUUUUCUCUGUGACGCACAACAGCUUUGGUUCCCACCCUUUGAGUGGUGUUUUAAUUGAACAGGCGUUUGUCUGUUCACUGUUAGUAUGAGACUGAAGAUGACUGGGAACAUGAAAAAAGCCCUGCUGCUGUUGCUGCUCAUCUCUGUGCUGAAAUUCUCAGCUGCUUUUCCUAUGGAGCCACUUCAAAAGACACCUGUACUGAUCCAACCAUCAGAUCCACAGCCGUCAGAAAGUGUAACGCUAGGAAACGCACAGGACAUGAGGGUCAGCAGUCUUGGAUUUCGUCUGAAAAGAGCCAGUUCUGCUAACACAAAGAAACCGGCCCGUUACUGUGCUGGAUGCUUCUCUGUCAUUGGAGACCCAACGAGACCAGAGAAAUGAAAACUGCUGUAUCUGCUGAAUG
Molecule: messenger RNA, 3780 nt
Organism: Onychostoma macrolepis
Lineage: Eukaryota; Metazoa; Chordata; Actinopteri; Cypriniformes; Cyprinidae
Gene: klhl18
Product: kelch-like family member 18
Exons: 12
Coding region: 102-1832 (576 amino acids)
Molecular function (GO): protein binding
Source: RefSeq, a predicted model, not a curated record